Molecule: messenger RNA, 3729 nt
Organism: Colletotrichum navitas
Lineage: Eukaryota; Fungi; Ascomycota; Sordariomycetes; Glomerellales; Glomerellaceae
Product: DSHCT domain-containing protein
Exons: 3
Coding region: 1-3729 (1242 amino acids)
Biological process (GO): nuclear-transcribed mRNA catabolic process, 3'-5' exonucleolytic nonsense-mediated decay
Cellular component (GO): Ski complex
Molecular function (GO): RNA helicase activity; ATP binding; RNA binding
Source: RefSeq, a predicted model, not a curated record
AUGGCCUCUGAUCUGGCUACGGCUAUUCACGGGCUACAUCUUACGGACCGCCCCGAUAUGAACAUUGAUGACCUUUUGUUCCAGCAGCGUCCUCGCAAACGCGUCAAGCAAGAUACAGCUCAUCUUAAGGCUCACCUAGAAGAUGACUUUCUCACGCCGUCCACGAGAUUCUCGCCCGCCUGGCUCAACCGACUGCAGCAUGCCACCGCCAAGAAUUCCACCUCCUUCCUGCGCAAGCCUGCCAGUAGGGCCGACUUUGUUCGUGGAGCUGCCGGCUUCUUCCCUUUUGCGCCUGGCGGCCUGGAUGGCAUCGAGGCAACUGCUGCCCUCGAGGACCAGGUUCACCGAGCUGGCGGCGGAGACUCCCCCGCUGUUUCAUCCAACAAGUUGGAGAGAAUUAUCAAGCUCGGCGCUGAGAGCAGCCUUCUCCAAGUCGCACCUGGGCUGAGCCGCGGCAUCAACAUCAACAGGAAGACUAACGAAGAUGAGGCUAGAGCUGUUGAACAAGAGCUAAACCAGGAACCAGAACAGUCACCUAGUACUGACGAAGCAGAUGGUGAUGCUCAGGCCAGUGGAGAACGGGAGGCUGGAGUCGACGCCAGAGCCGAGGCCGAGGCCGAGUUCGAAGCAGAAGAAGAUGACGGCGAGGACAUUGAUGCUAUUUUGCCGGUCGAGUUUCCGGCUCUGGAGCCACAUGGAGCUUUAGCGACAUCCAGUGCCAGGAAGGCUGGCCGGGAGUGGGCUCACAUGGUGGACAUCGACAGAGAUAUCACGAACUUCAGAGAACUCGUACCCGAUAUGGCAAGAGACUGGCCGUUUGAGCUGGAUACAUUCCAGAAGGAGGCGAUCUACCACCUUGAAAGCGGCGAUUCCGUCUUCGUUGCUGCGCAUACUUCGGCCGGGAAAACUGUCGUCGCCGAGUAUGCCAUUGCUCUUGCCUCGAAGCAUAUGACCAAGGCCAUCUACACAUCGCCUAUCAAGGCCCUGAGCAACCAGAAGUUCCGAGACUUCCGCCAGACAUUCGAGGAGGUUGGUAUCUUGACGGGUGAUGUGCAAAUCAACCCCGAGGCUAGUUGCCUGAUUAUGACAACGGAGAUUCUGCGAAGCAUGCUCUACAGAGGAGCCGAUCUGAUCCGAGACGUCGAAUUUGUUAUCUUUGACGAGGUACAUUACGUCAAUGAUUUUGAGCGUGGUGUUGUCUGGGAAGAGGUCAUCAUCAUGCUUCCUGAACAUGUCACACUCAUUCUGUUGUCUGCAACUGUCCCCAACACUCAUGAAUUCGCAUCAUGGGUUGGGAGGACCAAGCAGAAAGACAUAUAUGUCAUUUCUACACCGAAGCGGCCUAUUCCACUAGAACAUUACCUUUGGGCUGGCAAGAAUAUCCACAAGAUUGUGGACUCAGAGAAGAAGUUCAUUGAGAAAGGAUGGAAAGACGCCAAUCAAGCCAUUCAGGGCAGAGACAAGACUAAAGCUCUAGAGCCGAGCAAUACGCCUCGCGGCGGAGGCGGCCAGAGAGGGGUCCAAAGGGGAGGACCACAGCGUGGUGGACAGCGUGGAGGCCCGCGCGGCGGCAGUCUUCAACAGAGAGGCCGCGGUGGAGCGCCACGUGCCAGUCACAACCCAGGACACAUGGGUAGGACUGGUCGGCAGGGCGGCUUCACCUCGGCGGCUCAAGACAAAAACCUCUGGGUUCAUCUUGUCCAGUUCCUCAAGAAGUCGAACCUUCUUCCCUCCUGCAUCUUUGUCUUCUCUAAGAAAAGGUGCGAGGAGAAUGCUGACGCGCUCAGUAACCAGGACUUCUGCACCGCUAACGAGAAGAGCGCUAUUCACAUGACGAUCGAAAAGUCGAUCGCCAGACUCAAACCUGAAGACCGAUGUCUACCCCAGAUUAUCAGACUAAGAGAGCUCCUGUCGAGAGGUAUCGCGGUCCAUCACGGGGGUCUACUGCCUAUCGUCAAGGAAAUUGUUGAGAUGUUGUUCGCCCAAACGCUUGUGAAGGUUCUGUUCGCUACAGAAACCUUUGCCAUGGGUCUCAACCUGCCGACCCGGACAGUCGUGUUCUCUGGAUACCGCAAGCACGAUGGCCACUCGUUCAGGAACCUGCUCCCAGGCGAAUAUACGCAGAUGGCGGGCCGAGCCGGUCGUCGUGGCUUGGAUACUGUAGGCUCGGUUAUCAUUGUUCCUCCAGGAGGAGACGAGGCCCCGCCUGUUGCCGACCUUCAGAAGAUGAUACUAGGAGAACCAUCAAAGCUGAGGUCUCAGUUCCGGCUCACAUAUAACAUGAUUCUUAACCUGCUUCGGGUCGAGGCUCUCAAGAUCGAAGAGAUGAUUAAGCGAAGCUUUUCGGAACACGCCACCCAGCAGCUUCUUCCUGAGCACGAAAAAGCCGUCAAGCUUUCAGAGGCCGAUUUGGCCAAGAUCAAACGCGAUUCUUGUGGUAUCUGUGAUGUCUCCAUGGACGAAUGCCACCAAGCGUCCGAAGACUACAAGCAGCUUACCGGGGAAGUCUACAAGUCUCUUAUUGGAAUUCCGAUUGGUCGCAAAAUGUUCAGCCAGGCGCGCUUGAUUGUGUACAACAGAGACGGCAUCCGCACGCCCGGUAUAUUGCUAUCUGAUGGCGCGAGCAAUAAGGGCCCCCAGGGCAGUCCAACUUUGCACGUAUGCGAGAUCAGACUUAUGAGAGAGACCCGUGACUCGACGGACCUGCUUCCGUUCAUUCCGGCCUUCCGCAAGCAUUUCACGCCACUGCCACAGGCAAAGAAGCAUAUACGCAUCAAGACUCUGCAUGUGCCCCUAAGCGAUGUCGAAUGUCUGACAAGAUAUGCCACCAAGGGCAUCGUACCGGAAAUUUUUCAAAGCGGCGAAAAAUAUCUAAAAGCCAAGGACAGGCUUCACUCCAUCUGCCGGUCAUGGGAUGACCUUUGGGACGAAAUGGAUCUGUCAAAGAUCAAGAACCUUCAGUUUCAGGAGAUGAUGAAGAAGCGGAAGGAAGCAGAGAUCACCGCGUCAUCAUCACCGGCGCUCUCCUGCCCCCAAUUUGUGAAGCACUUUGCCAUGUGUCACGAUCAGUGGCUUAUCAAGGAACACAUCUCGCAAUUGCGACAUUCCCUGUCGGACCAGAACCUCCAACUCUUACCUGACUAUGAACAACGAAUUCAGGUGCUGAAGCAGCUUCAGUUUAUCGACGAGAGUGCCAGGAUUCAGCUCAAGGGCAAAGUGGCCUGUGAAAUCCACUCAGGCGAUGAACUUGUCUUGACAGAGCUCAUCUUGGAUAAUGUGCUUGCAGACUACGAGCCGGCCGAAAUCGCGGCCUUGCUGUCGGCCUUUGUGUUCCAAGAAAAGACAGAAACUCAACCGAACUUGACGGGCAAUCUUGAGCGAGGCAAGGACACCAUUAUCGCCAUCAGCGAGAAGGUCAACGAGGUCCAGACACUCCACCAAGUCAUCCAGUCUUCAGAUGACUCCAAUGAUUUUAUCUCCCGGCCCCGAUUCGGCCUAAUGGAAGUUGUUUACGAGUGGGCGCGAGGCAUGAGCUUCAAAAACAUCACUGAUUUGACUGAUGUUCUGGAGGGCACCAUUGUGCGAACAAUUACGCGUCUUGACGAGACAUGCCGCGAGGUGAAAAAUGCUGCUCGAAUCAUUGGAGAUCCGGAGCUAUAUCAGAAGAUGCAAACGGCGCAGGAGAUGAUCAAGCGGGACAUCACAGCAGUUGCCAGCUUGUAUAUGUAA